Clarias gariepinus (North African catfish) is the source of this 981-nucleotide messenger RNA. RefSeq names its product trace amine-associated receptor 13c-like. The record is from RefSeq and is a predicted model, not a curated record. Gene Ontology annotation, cellular component: membrane. Gene Ontology annotation, biological process: G protein-coupled receptor signaling pathway. The transcript has a single exon. Gene Ontology annotation, molecular function: trace-amine receptor activity. The coding region runs from base 1 to 981 and encodes 326 amino acids. NCBI's taxonomy places the organism in Eukaryota, Metazoa, Chordata, Actinopteri, Siluriformes, Clariidae.
AUGUUUAUAAACCUGACAGAGUUUAAUCAGUCUGAUCGCUGCGAGCAUUUCUCCUGUCCAAAGAGAUCUGUAUCUCCUGCAGUUUAUAUUUUACUCUAUGUGUGUUCAGCUGCUGUGGUUCUGCUUACAGUGUGUGGAAAUAUGCUUGUCAUCAUCUCUGUUCUUCACUUUAAGCAGCUUCAUACACCAACAAAUAUGCAUUUGCUCUCUCUGGCUGUUUCAGAUUUCUUUGCUGGCUUCUUUGUAAUGCCGCCAAUGUUUAUCUGGACUAUUGAGUCAUGCUGGAUUUUUGGGAGAGAUUUGUGCACCAUCUACUGGUUAAUUGGAGGUUUUCUCAUUAUAUCAAACUAUACUAUUGCUCAGAUUGCUGUGGAUCGGCAUUUAGCUCUCUCAAACCCCUUUCUGUAUAUGAGCAUUGUCUCUGUUAAAGUCACUCGUGUCCUCAUUGUGUUUGAAUGGUGUGCAGUGGGGGGCUAUACCCUAGCCCUAAUAUAUUUUAAUGGAAAUUUUACAACCUCUUUAUUCUGUCCUGGAGAGUGUUUUUUCUCUCCAAAUGUGGUUUGGACUGUAAUUGAUCUUGUUCUAUCAUUUAUAUUUCCAGUUUCUGUCAUAAUCAUAUUAUACUCUCAAGUUUUUGUGAUUGCUAAAAAACAUGCCACUGCUAUAAGAGAACUUAAAAAAAUACAGAAAAUCUCCUCACACUCGAUGAAAUCUGAGAGAAAAGCAGCUAAAGUCCUCGGCAUUUUAGUGUUUGUGUUUCUGAUGUGUUUGCUUCCAUAUUUCAUUUACAGUUUUUUAAACAAUAUUAUUGAAUUACAGCCAGAAACCUUUCAAAAAGUCUCAAUUUUGUUUUGUCUUAAUUCCACCAUUAAUCCAGUUAUUUAUGCUCUGUUUUAUCCAUGGUUCAGGAAGUGCAUUAAAUUGAUUAUAACUCUGAAAAUAUUUAGGCCAGACUCAGCAAUAAUAAAUGUUCUUUCAUAA